Molecule: messenger RNA, 1866 nt
Organism: Amaranthus tricolor (Joseph's coat)
Lineage: Eukaryota; Viridiplantae; Streptophyta; Magnoliopsida; Caryophyllales; Amaranthaceae
Product: 3-ketoacyl-CoA synthase 11-like
Exons: 2
Coding region: 273-1829 (518 amino acids)
Biological process (GO): fatty acid biosynthetic process
Cellular component (GO): membrane
Molecular function (GO): acyltransferase activity, transferring groups other than amino-acyl groups
Source: RefSeq, a predicted model, not a curated record
UCUCCCCAAUAAAUAUUCAAAGGAAAGCGCAAAUUUGCUAAUCCAAUUUGCAAGUUCUGCUUCUUAGUGGCUACCCAAUAACUUCUCUUCAUUAUACUAAAAUUGUACUUCCUAUUGAAGUGGGUUUAAGUUCAAACGUAAACUUAAUUUAUAUUUUGACUUUGGAAACCAGAAAUUACCCUCUACUUUUUCAUUUUGAGGGACCCGUUUCAUAACUCUGCCAUUUUACUUUGUUUUCGUGGGAUCUUACGAGGGCAAAACAAAAAGGGAAAAUGGCUGAGGGUAAACCCAAUACACCCCUGAUCGCACCACUAGCAACCGCUUCUUCAGCCUCGCCUUCGAGAUCGCUACCGGAUUUUAAGCAAUCAGUGAGGUUAAAGUAUGUAAAGCUUGGUUACCAUUACCUUAUUACUCAUGCAAUGUACCUAUUUUGUAUUCCUUUAGUAGCAUCUGUUGCUGCUCAGCUUUCAACAUUUUCACUACAAGACAUUCAUUUGCUUUGGGAACAUCUUCAAUAUAAUCUUAUUUCUGUGAUCAUAUGUUCAACCCUCAUUGUAUUCUUGUCUACUUUGUACUUUAUGACUCGUCCUCGCCCUGUUUACCUUGUUGAUUAUUCUUGCUAUAAGCCAAAUGAUAGCGUAAAAUGUCCUCGACCCUAUUUCAUGGAAAAAUCUGAGAUGACGGGUGUGUUUUCUGAACAAACUCUUGGUUUUCAAAGGAAAAUCCUUGAGAGAUCGGGCCUUGGGGAGGACACUUACCUCCCCGAGUCCCUUCAUAAUUCACCUCCUAAUCCAUCUAUGGCGUUUGCUCGUAAAGAAGCUGAGGAGGUGAUGUUUGGUGCUAUUGAUGAGCUUAUAGCUAAGACUGGUGUGAAACCCAAGGACAUUGGGAUUUUGGUUGUUAAUUGUAGCUUGUUUAACCCUACUCCUUCGCUGUCGGCCAUGAUUGUUAACCAUUAUAAGCUUCGAGGGAACAUUGUGAGUUACAAUUUAGGUGGGAUGGGAUGUAGUGCAGGGGUAAUUUCGAUUGAUCUUGCUAAGCAACUUCUUCAAGUUCACUCGAACUCCUAUGCUUUGGUUGUUAGUACCGAAAACAUUACUUUGAAUUGGUACUUUGGUAACGAACGUUCAAUGCUUCUUCCUAAUUGUUUAUUUAGAAUGGGUGCAGCUGCUAUACUCCUUUCUAACAAGGGAUCUGUUAAGAGAAGGUCGAAAUAUCAAUUGGUUCACAGUGUUAGGACCCACAAAGGUUCAGACGACAAGUGUUUUUCUUGUGUUUACCAACAAGAAGAUCCAAGUGGGAAAAUCGGUGUCUCUCUUUCAAAAGAAUUGAUGGCAGUUGCAGGUGAUGCAUUAAAAACCAACAUUACGACUUUAGGGCCUCUUGUCCUUCCAAUGUCCGAGCAGUUUCUAUUCAUGGCUACUUUGAUUGGGAAGAAGCUCUUUAAGAUGAAGAUCAAGCCUUACAUUCCCGAUUUCAAGUUAGCGUUUGAGCACUUUUGCAUUCAUGCAGGAGGCAGAGCGGUUCUUGAUGAGUUGGAAAAGAACUUGCAACUAAGCGAGUGGCACAUGGAGCCUUCAAGGAUGACAUUAUAUAGGUUUGGUAACACCUCUAGUAGUUCUCUUUGGUAUGAAUUGGCUUACUUGGAAGCCAAAGGGAGGAUAAGCAAGGGAGACCGAUUAUGGCAAAUUGCGUUUGGGUCUGGGUUCAAGUGCAACAGCUUAGUUUGGAAAUCCUUACGAACUAUCAACCCUGCUAAGGAGAAGAAUCCAUGGAUGGAUGAGAUCCAUAAGUUCCCUGUUAAUGUUCCUUUGGUUUCUCCAUUUUAAAACUUGUUUUACAUUCGUUUUAUAUAUAUAUAUAUAU